GUCUUUUUUCGAAUUAAAAGAAUAAGGGAAGUGAAAGAGGAGAAGAGAAGACAAGACCAUGAGAAGAAGUAAACAAAACUGAAAAAAAUUCUCCACUUCUCUACUUCAGGAUCGGUAAAGGUAUGGCUAUAUCUGAUGGGGUUGGUGAUGCGGGGCCGGCUAUAUUGCAAUUGCAUACUUGGAGACCCUCUGAAAAGCGAUUAAUAAGAAACCUGUCAGAGUUUCGCAAUGGUUCUAUUUCUCCAUCAAGAGAGCUUUUAUUAUUGCUUACGUACCAAUGCGAAGCGUUGUUGCUUCCUCUAGUUAAAGAGCAAUCAAGAUAUAGUAGGGACACUGAAAUUAGUCGUUGUGAAGAUCUAAAGAAUCCUCAUUUGGUAGUUUCUGGGUUGGACUCGAGGGAGAAUUCGUUAGGCACUUCUGCAGCAUUGGACGUGGGCCUGAGUAAUGAUCCAUUAAUGGAACUUCCAGGUCCGAGUGGUUGUGAUUAUAUAAGUGAUGUACAUUCUUUGGCUUGGGGUCUGUGUGGAGAUACGAACAAGCAGCACGAAGAGACUUCAUUUAGGGAACUGCUUUUUGUGUCAGGCAACCAUGGAGUUACUGUUCAUGCUUUUUCUAAUUCUUGUAAAACUGAUGAAGUGUUGAGACCCAUGGAAGAAGGUGAGACUUUACAAGGAGGGUGGGUGGAUUGGGGACCAUCGUUAGAUGUUUUGCACAAUAUGGAGGGUGUAGAGGACUCCAGAUUGGCUGAUGAAGCCUCUGGGGCUGCCUCUUGUGAGAGCAGUAGUAGUGAAAGGAGCGGACUAUGUACUUAUAUGGAAGCUCCAAAGGAUGACAUUUCUAGCUUAGUUGCUCCCAGAAGAUGGUUGCGUACUUUCUUAACAAAAGUUCAGACAGUGAAGUCUGAUGGUCACUUAUGCACUAGAUUACCGGAGAAGUUAUCAUUUCCUCCUUCUGCCAACAUCAUCUCAUUUAGCAUUUUCAGUGAUGAUUUAUCUAUUUUGGAGUUUGUUUCUCAUAAAUCUCCUGUGCUGACCCAAAAAGAAAGUUGCACCGUGUCAGUUCAAGAUAGUGGAAACAGGGAGUGUAGAAAUUCAGAUGCAGGUUCAACUAGCACAUUACAAGGCGCUUCUGUUCCAUCUGACUCGGCAAUUGGUGGGAUUGACAGUUCUUGCAAAAUUUUACGAGUUUUUUCUAGCAAUUCGUAUUGUUUAGUUGGUUUUGCCAUAGAAAUUAUACGGCAUAACAACCCUGAUGUAUCUGGAGGAAAAGAGAGUAAUCUUGUAAUUGCUGUGGCUAGGCUAGUCAGGUGGGGAAUGCAAUGGGUUUGCUCAGUCAAGCUUGAUGAAGGUCCUGGUAUAGUGGAAUGGACAGACUUCAAGCUCUCUCCUGGUUUUCUUAUUUGUCUCAGGAAAUCUGGCUUAAUAUCUUUUUAUGGUCCAAUGAGUGGUGAGCAUAUUGCAUCUCUGAAUCUUUUGAAUAUUUGUCGAUUACAUCCUUCUUUAAGUUCCCUAACAGAAGAAGGCUUAGCUUUGAGACACAAUGGAUGCAAUAUGGAUCACAAGGAAGAUGCUGUAUUAUCUCAUCAAACUGGCAAUUUUGCUGGUACAAGAAGGUUUCGGAGUCUUCACAUUGUUUCACACUCUGCAUUGUUAGGUGUAGUUGAUGAAUUUGGUGUAGUGUAUGUCAUACAUGUUAAUGACCACAUACCGGGAAUGCGAAAAUCUUUUGAAAAACCACUUCCUGAUUAUCCAUGGUUAGGAAUGGGAAUAUUGGCUGGCUGGGAGGUGGCCAGUGCUGAAAUUGGCUGUCAAAGGGAUAUUUCUGAUCUUUUGGGAUGCCAAAGUGUUAGUAGUUCACUGGACAUAAAUAAAAGUUUCAUGUCUGGAGUAAAGGCAGAAAAUCAUGAUACAAGUGCAACCAGUGAAAGUGAUACCAAGAAGCAAAGGGAUAAAUCUAACUUGUAUAAAAGUAGUCAGCAUGCUGCAUCCCAGGUAAUAGAUAAGAAGAAGCUUGUUGGCUCUGAUUUACCAUCAAGUUUUAUGAGACAGAUAUUCCUUCCUACUGAUAGAUCUAAUGAAGAUGAUAUUGUUUGUUUUUCUCCCUUUGGAAUCACUCGCCUUGUUCAAAGAUUCAACUGUCGUGAAAACAGCAAAUUUAUUGUUCAUUCGAACUUGCUUUUGGACUUUGCUAUAAAUGAUGAGAGAGAGUAUAAAAGGCAAGGUUGGGAAGCUUCUAUCAAAGAGGCCAUUGGUUGUGUUUUCGAGGGUUGUCUAUAUUUGGUGACGGAGAAUGGUCUUUCAGUUGUUCUUCCUUCUCUCUUAGCUUCUUCGAGUUUCUUUCCUCUUGAAGCUAUUGGAUACCGACAUCUAAGUCCUGCUACUGGAACUAAGCUUGAGAUUGAUGAACGUUUGGGAAUUGAAAUAUCCAAAAAUCCUUGGCCACCUUGGAAGGUGGAGGUUCUGGAUAGAGUACUGUUAUACGAAGGCCCUGUGGAGGCAGAUCAAUUGUGCCAGGCAAAUGGAUGGGACUUGAAAACUUCCCGAAUAAGGCGCUUGCAGCUGGCUCUGGAUUACCUGAAGUUUGGGGAAAUUGAAAAUUCUCUGGAAAUGCUCGCUGUUAUCCAUCUUGCUGAAGAGGGCAUCUUGAGAUUGAUCUUUGCUGCUGUUUAUCUAAUGUUGGAGAAAGUUAGUAAUGAUAAUGAGAUUUCUGCUGCAUCAAGGCUCCUUGCACUGGCAUCCAGCUUUGGAAUCAAGAUGAUACGCAAUUAUGGUUUAUUACAUCAGCAGAAGGAACUUUUGGAUCAGAAUGUAAGAGAUGUCCAAGAAUUUCCCAUUCUACCUGCAGCAGGUGAUGAUGGAUCAGAACAUUUGAGGAGGAUGUCAGAUAUGGCUCACUAUUUGGAGAUCAUCAGAGAUUUACAGAUGCGACUGACUACCAAAUUCAGACGGCUAGGUCAUGGAAUGGUGGAUGGUCCGAACGCCUUACAGGUUAUGGAUGAUCUUGUGGAGGAUGAAUCCAAGAUUUCAGUUCCUUCUGGGGAUGCAUCAUUGUUGGCUGCUGCAAGCCAUCAUGAAUCUGUGCUUCCUGCAUCUGAAAAUGCAGAAAAUUUGGCUUUGAUCCCCAUGGACACAUUGAACAAUGAAACAUCUCUUGUUUCUGAAGGAAGCGGUCUUGGAAAAAGAAUUUUUACCCCAGAGAAUCCGAAAGAUAUGAUUGCACGUUGGGAAUUGGAUAAUUUGGACCUUAAGACUAUAGUCAGAGAUGCCUUAGUUUCUGGUCGACUUCCUUUGGCAGUUCUUAAAUUGCAUCUUCUUCGUUCAAGAGAAUUUUUCACUGAGCAAGAUACACAUGACACAUUUAAUGAAGUUCGUGAUGUGGGAAGAGCCAUUGUUUAUGAGUUAUUACUCAAGGGAGAGACAUCUCUUGCUGUAGCAACUUUGCAAAAGCUUGGUGAAGAUAUUGAAUCUAGCCUUAGACAGUUGCUUUUCGGGACUCUUAGGAGAUCUCUUCGUUCGCAAUUGGCCGAGGAGAUGAAAUUAUAUGGCUAUCUUGGACUGCGUGAGUGGAACAUAUUGGAGAGGAUAUCACUUAUUGAGAGGGUGUACCCUUGCAGUAGUUUUUGGAACUCAUUCAGCACUCGGUGGAAUGAGUUGAAGCAGGAAUCUUGCAGAAAUACAUCAGAGGGAAUCAGUUUCAGAGUAUUGCAUCCGCUACAUAAGGAUCUUAUAAUUGCAUGUGGUGAUAUUGACGGGGCUGUGUUGGGAUCCUGGACAAGCAUAAAUGGACAUCCUGUUCCUCCUGAGGUUGAUGAUGACAGCUGUCAUGCUGGGUACUGGACUGCUGCGGCUGUAUGGUCUGAUGUCUGGGAUCAAAUUACCAUUGAUCGUGUAGUGCUGGAUCAACCUUUUCUUAUGGGUGUUAACACUUUGUGGGAAUCACAGCUUGAGUACUACAUGGGCCACAAUGACUGGAUGCAGGUUUCAAUGCUCUUAGAGGUGAUUCCAUCAUAUGCAUUAUCUGGUGGGGCACUAAGCAUUAGACUGGACUCUAUGCACUCUGAUUCAGUGGUUGAAUAUGGCCGGGAAAUCCCUGACUAUGCCAAUUACGUAUGUUCACUUGAUGAACUGGAUGGUGCGUGCAUGAAUGUCCCAAACAUUAAGAUUUUCAGGUUUCCAACCAAUGAUAUGUGCUCCAUGUGGCUAAGAAUGCUUAUGGAGCAGCAGCUUGCUAAGAAAUUUGUGUUUUUGAAGGAUUAUUGGGAAGGGACUGCAGAGAUAGUGCCUAUUCUAGCACGGUCAGGUUUCAUAUUUGACCUACAUGGUUCUUCAACCCUGGAGGAGUCGGGUGAGGGCUUGACAGAGUUUGUGCUUUCAGUUACUGAUGCUACAUUUCAUCCCGGUGCUAUCCUUGCUUUACACAAACUUAUGGUGCAAUUCUGUGCACAAUGUAACCUCCUGAAUCUCUUGGAUAUUUAUUUGGACCACCACAAAUUGGCAGUAGAUCAAGAUUCUCUUUCUUUGGUGCUGGAUGCUGCAGGAGACAAUCAGUGGGCAAAAUUAUUGCUCUUUCAAAGGGUCAAGGGAAAGGAAUAUGAAGCAUCAUUCUGUAAUGCGCGUGCUGUAGCAUCGCACAAUUUUCUUCCUGGUAACAAUAUCGGUGUACUAGAUGUUGAUGACAUAAUGCGUACUGUGGAUGACAUUGCUGAAGGAGCCGGAGAAAUGGCAGCUUUAGCAACCUUAAUGUAUGCACCUGUUCCAAUUCAAGAGUGUCUGAGUAGUGGGAGCAUUAACAGGCACUUUAGUUCUGGGCAGUGCACUCUGGAGAACCUUAGGCCAGCUCUGCAGUGUUUCCCUACACUGUGGCGCACUCUUCUGGCAGCAUGUUUUGGACAAGAUCCCAGUUGCAACAUGUUUGGUUCUAAACUACAAGUGUCUGGUUAUUCUGAUUUGCUGCACUAUUUGAAUUGGCGGGAGAACAUAUUAUUCUCUUCUGGACGGGAUACUUCACUUCUACAGAUGCUUCCGUGCUGGUUUCCCAAGGGUGUACGGAGAUUGAUUCAGCUAUAUAUACAGGGUCCUCUUGGUUGGCAAUCCAUGGCAGAUUUGCCAAUAGGAGAAUCCUAUUGGCCAAGGGAUUUGGAUGAUCCCAAUAUCAGUGCCAUGUCAUGGGAAGCUGCUAUCCAGAAGCAUAUUGAAGAACAACUUUGUGCUUCUUCCUCGGAGGAAGCUGGUCUUGGUCUCGAGCACCAUUUGCAUCGUGGGCGUGCACUGGCUGCUUUUAAUCAUCUCCUUGCUUUGAGAGUUCAAAAACUGAAUACAGAAAAAAGAGGGUCCUCUGGAACCUCAGUACCUGGGCAAACAAAUGUGCAGUCAGAUUUACAUGCACUUCUUGCACCUAUAUCUCAGAAUGAGGAAUCUCUUCUUUCAACGGUUGUGCCCCUCGCCAUUUUGCAUUUUGAGGAUUCAGUGUUAGUGGCUUCUUGUGCUCUUCUUUUGGAGUUAUGCGGUUUGUCUGCCAGCAUCCUCCAAAUUGACGUUGGUGCUUUAAGAAGGAUAUCUUCUUUCUAUAAAUCUGGUGAUCAUGGAAAUCAAACAGUGGAACUUUCGCCCAAGGGUUCCGCUGUACAUACAAAAUCUAUUGAAGGAGAUGUAACAGAAUCUCUUGCUCGGGCAUUGGCAGAUGAUUAUCUUCGCAAUGAAUCUUCCAUUUGUGUAAAGCAAAGAGACCUCCAGAACAAUGUCACUGGAAAAUUGCCAACAAGAGCUCUCAUGAUGGUCCUGCAACAUUUGGAAAAAGCAAGUCUUCCAGUUUUUGGUGGUGGGAUGACGUGUGGUUCGUGGUUAGUAACUGGUAGUGGUGAUGGAACUGAGUUGAGGUCUCAACAGAAAGCUGCAAGCGAGAAGUGGAAUCUAGUCACGGUUUUCUGUCAGAUGCACCAGAUGCCCUUAAGCACCAAAUAUCUUGCUUGCUUAGCUAGAGAUAAUGACUGGGUUGGGUUUCUAUCAGAAGCUCAAGUUGGAGGAUACCCUCUUGAAACAGUCAUACAAGUUGCAUCAAAGGAAUUUAGUGAUCCACGCCUGAAAAUUCAUAUAUUAACAGUUUUGAAAAGCAUGCAAUCACGAAAAAGAGUUUUUCAUUCACCAAAUUCAGAUAUUGCUGGGCAACAGUUUGAAGUUUUCAUAUCAGAUGAAAACCUUUAUGCAUCUGUUGAACUCUUUGGUAUAAUAGCAGAAUGUGAGAAACUUAAUAAUCCAGGUGAAGCUCUUCUCUUGAAGGCCAAAAACUUGAGCUGGUCAAUUUUGGCUAUGAUCGCAGCAUGUUUUCCAGAUGUAUCUCCCUUGUCAUGUCUGGCCAUUUGGCUGGAAAUAACUGCAGCAAGGGAGACUUCUGCCAUCAAAGUUAAUGACAUUGCUUCCCAGAUUGCAAAUAACGUUGGAGCAGCUGUUGAGGCUACUAAUUCCCUGCCAGUGGCUGCUAGAGCCCAUACAUUUCACUAUAACAGGAAAAGUCAGAAAAGGAGACGGCUUAUUGAGCCCAUGUUGGAAAAUUCAUUGUCUUUGACAGCUUUUGAUGUAUCUACCACUUCUGGCGGUGCAAAGUUUGAAGAAAUCAUGCCUGAAGAGGAAAGGGGACAAAAAAUUGAUGAAGAUGUAACCGUGUCAUCUAAUUCUGAUGAAGUAGUUAAUUCCCUUUUGAGAAUGGUCGCUGUUCUGUGUGAACAACACCUGUUCCUUCCAUUGCUGAAGGCAUUUGAGAUAUUCCUGCCAUCCUGUUCUCUCUUACCUUUUAUCCGUGCACUUCAGGCAUUUUCUCAAAUGCGCCUUUCAGAAGCUUCAGCACAUCUAGGGUCCUUUUCUGCCAGAAUUAAGGAAGAACCUUCUCAGACACAAACAAAUUUUGCAAGGGAAGGACCAACAGGGAGCUCGUGGAUAAGUUCCAUAGCUGUGAAAGCAGCUGAUGCGAUGCUUUCGAUGUGCCCUUCACCUUAUGAGAAAAGAUGCUUAUUACAACUUCUCGCUGCGACUGACUUUGGUGAUGAUGGAUCUGCUGCAACAUAUUAUCGGCGACUUUAUUGGAAAAUAAACCUUGCAGAACCUUCACUACGUAAAGAUGAUGGCCUCCAUCUUGGAAAUGAGACGCUAGAUGAUGCUUCCCUGCUAGCAGCAUUAAUAAAGAAUGGUUGUUGGGAGCAGGCACGCAAUUGGGCCAAGCAACUGGAGGCUAGUGGUGGAUCUUGGAAGUCUGUUAUACACCAUGUUACUGAAAUGCAGGCUGAAUCCAUGGUGGCAGAAUGGAAGGAGUUCCUUUGGGAUGUCCCAGAAGAGAGGGUUGCUUUGUGGGGCCACUGUCAAACACUUUUUAUCAGAUACUCCUUCCCAGCAUCACAGGCAGGGUUAUUUUUCCUCAAACAUGCAGAGGCAGCAGAGAAAGAUCUCCCAGCAAGAGAGCUUCAUGGACUAUUGCUGCUUUCUUUGCAAUGGUUGAGUGGAACAAUAACUCGGUCUAAUCAGGCAUGUCCUCUAAACCUUCUGCGAGAGAUUGAGACUAAAGUGUGGCUUCUAGCUGUAGAGUCAGAAGCUCAGGUGAAAAGUGAGGGGGAUUUUCCCCAGAGCAAUUGUGGUAGGGAACUUGGGAUUGGGAAGAGCUCCAGCAUUAUGGAUCAUACUGCAGACAUCAUCACAAAGAUUGACAAUCAUUUGAAUUCAAUGAAAAUGAAAAGUGUAGACAGAAGUGACUUCAGGGAGAAUAAUCAGACACAAUUAAAGACCCAUCAAGCAUUAGUAGACGACUUUAUGGCUUCCACCGGAGGGAACAGCAAGGCAAAAAGGAGAGCCAAGGGCUUUGUGCAAUCAAGACGGCCUUUAAAUGAUGCAGUGGAUAAAAGCAAUGAGUUUGAAAGUGUCUUCUUCUCCCAGAGUCACAGAGAUGAUUCACAAUUAGUGGAUGACAACUUUAAAUUUGAAGCAUCCCUUUCAAGGUGGGAGGAAGGAGUUGGACCUGCAGAGCUGGAAAGAGCCGUUCUUUCAUUGUUGGAGUUUGGACAAAUUGCAGCUGCCCGACAGCUGCAACAUAAGUUGUCUCCAGGUCAAAUUCCAUAUGAAUUUGUUGUCUUGGAUGCUGCUUUGAAGCUGGCUGCUCUCUCAACUCCAAACAACAAAAUGUCUGUCUUGCUAUUGGAUGAUGAAGUGCGCUCUGUGAUACAGUCUAACAAUUUCGUGGCUAAUCAUCAUGUGAUUGAGCCACUUCAGGUAUUGGAGGGUCUAGCAGCCAUACUUGCUGAAGGCCGUGGGCGAGGAGUUUGUAAGAGAAUUGUGGCUGUUGUAAAGGCUGGAAAUGUUUUAGGUCUGCCAUUUUCAGAAGCAUUUGAUAAGCAGCCAAUUGAACUAUUGCAGCUUCUUACUCUCAAAGCACAAGAUUCAUUUGAAGAAGCAAAUCUCCUUGUGCAAACGCAUUCUAUGCCAGCUUCUAGUAUUGCUCAUGUUCUUGCAGAAUCCUUUUUAAAGGGCUUAUUAGCUGCACAUCGUGGUGGAUACAUGGAUUCCCAGAAGGAGGAAGGACCUGCUCCUUUGUUGUGGAGAUUUUCAGACUUCUUGAAGUGGGCCGAGCUUUGUCCCUCAGAACCAGAAAUUGGCCAUGCGUUGAUGCGUUUGGUGAUCACUGGGCAAGAAAUACCACAUGCCUGUGAGGUUGAGCUUCUGAUACUGUCCCACCACUUCUACAAGUCAUCGGCAUGCCUGGAUGGUGUUGAUGUUCUUGUAGCUCUUGCAGCAACCAGGGUAGAAGCUUAUGUAUCUGAGGGUGAUUUCACGUGCUUGGCUCGUUUAAUAACUGGAGUCGGAAAUUUCCAUGCGCUGAAUUUCAUACUCGGAAUCCUUAUUGAAAAUGGUCAACUUGAUCUUCUUCUUCAAAAGUAUUCUGCUGCUGCAGAUGCAAAUACAGGCACUGCUGAAGCAGUUAGAGGAUUUCGUAUGGCUGUUCUUACAUCACUCCAGCAAUUCAACCCCCAUGAUCUAGAUGCAUUUGCCAUGGUUUAUAAUCACUUUGACAUGAAGCACGAAACUGCUGCUCUCCUUGAGUCACGUGCAGAGCAAUCUUCUCAUCAAUGGUUCCUCCGUUAUGACAAAGAUCAGACUGAUGAUCUACUGGAAUCUAUGCGGUAUUUUAUUGAAGCUGCUGAAGUUCACUCCUCCAUUGAUGCUGGCAAUAAAACACGCAAAGCUUGCGCUCAGGCAUCACUCCUCUCUCUUCAGAUUCGAAUGCCAGAUUUGCAAUGGCUCAAUCUUUCUGAAACUAAUGCACGAAGAGCACUAGUUGAGCAAUCUCGUUUCCAAGAGGCACUAGUCGUUGCUGAAGCCUAUGGUCUUAACCAGCCAAGCGAGUGGGCCCUGGUGCUUUGGAACCAAAUGCUCAAACCAGAACUCACUGAACAGUUUAUGGCCGAGUUUGUUGCUGUACUCCCUCUCCAGCCCUCAAUGCUUGUUGAGCUUGCAAGAUUUUAUAGGGCUGAGGUUGCUGCCAGGUGGGACCAAUCCCAGUUUUCCGUGUGGCUGACUGGCGGAGGGCUGCCAGCUGAGUGGGCGAAGUACCUUGGUAGGUCAUUCAGAUGUUUGCUGAAAAGGACUAGGGACUUGAGGUUGCGGCUGCAGUUGGCUACGACAGCCACCGGGUUUAUUGAUGUUAUUGAUUCAUGUAACAAUGCGUUGGAUAAGGUUCCUGAAAAUGCUGGGCCACUUGUCUUGAGGAAAGGGCAUGGAGGAGCUUAUCUCCCUUUGAUGUGAAAAUUUGGGCAUGAAUCACUUGAAAUUGGAUCCUUGAGAUCUUGAACACGAUUUUAGCGGUGCUGCAUUAUGAUAUCAUCACGACAGAUCUCCUGCAAUUCUCUGUGAACAGCACCAAGCAAAGCAUGCCAAGAAAUCAACAUCAUGUACUAACAAUGAGUUUGGAGUUUUCUCCAAGAUAGCCAAGUAGAAGCAGCAUCAAUCCUUGAUGAAGACUAGGCAGGUUGUUUUUUUUACAGAAAUCUUGUGAAUAUAAUGCAGUUUCGGCAUCAUUUAAAAAAAAAAAAAAAACUUUUCCCCCAACUUUUUCAUACUGGGGCGAGCUGAUUUGAGUGUACGAGUGAAAUUUUGGCCUGUAAGAAAUGUACAUGAUGAGAACUGUACAAUAUGUACAUAGAUAUUUGAAGUGAAAUUUAUCUGAAUUGGCUGGUUUUUCUUGAGGUA
Molecule: messenger RNA, 10223 nt
Organism: Coffea arabica (coffee)
Lineage: Eukaryota; Viridiplantae; Streptophyta; Magnoliopsida; Gentianales; Rubiaceae
Cellular component (GO): cytoplasm
Source: RefSeq, a predicted model, not a curated record